Gadus chalcogrammus (walleye pollock) is the source of this 1938-nucleotide messenger RNA. RefSeq names its product lysosomal associated membrane protein family member 5 (gene lamp5). The transcript is spliced from 9 exons. The record is from RefSeq and is a predicted model, not a curated record. Gene Ontology annotation, cellular component: membrane. Gene Ontology annotation, molecular function: protein binding. NCBI's taxonomy places the organism in Eukaryota, Metazoa, Chordata, Actinopteri, Gadiformes, Gadidae. Bases 1 to 1908 code for a protein of 635 amino acids.
AUGAAGAAAUCGAACGGGCGCAUGGACACUAGGGUCCUCCUGGAAGCCAUGUCCGAGGACAAAUCACACCUGGCCAAAUUCCUCCUCGAUGCGCUGGACGGCAAAAUCGUGGAUACCCGAACGGAAGGCGCGCAGACCCCGCUCGUGCGCUGCGUGCUUCUGAGCGACUGUCGGACGCGGUGUGCGGCCGUGGAACUGCUGCUGCAGCGAGGGGCCGGGGUCAACCACCGGGACCACCGCGGGCGGACGGCGCUGAGCUACGCGAGUGAAAGGGGAUAUUUGGAUGCCCUUAAGAUCCUGGUUCGCUAUAACGCGGACCCCGAAAUCGUUGAUAUGCGGGGGAAUACCGCCCUGAUGUACGCCGUUGUGGCCGGCCAAGUGCAAGUGGUGGAGUUUUUAGUAAGAGCUUUUAAGAGAAUGGGCCUUCAGAUUGAAAUGCGAAACAAAGUCGGAAAUUCUGCGGUGGGAGUUGCGAGGUUUCUCGGCCACACCGAGUGCCUUUUUACGCUCACCAAUAACGCCAAAUGGGGACGCGAGCACGAAACAAGUGCAGACUCCACGGAGGAGUUUGAGAGACAAGGCGACCGUUCACUCGCGCCCCCGAAAGACCUGGUGUUCUCCGGUGUCCUUACCCCCAAGCCGCCAACCCGGCAGACCAUUACGCACAAGCCCAUUACGCACCAAGUCGGAGAUAAGUUAAGUAAAGUAACGACAACUGACUACCAAAUGCCUCCAUUACGCGGGAGUAGUGGCGCUCCGGGGCUCUACUCGCCCCGUCCGGGCAAAACAGCGGCGCGUGAACCUUUUGCGCUCUCCAACCCCUGCACGCCUAGCCCCAUCGGCGUCCUGCUGACACCCAUCACACAUGAGAUGGGGUCGGAACGGGAAAAACACCACGGGUUAGAGUUCGCUCGGAUCCCGGAGACCUACCCGCAGAUCACGAGGCAGAGCCGGGUCACGGGGCACCCCCAGGUCGGCAGUAAGUCUAGCGUGGGCAGCAUCAGCGCUGUGAGCACGGGCUCCCGCCGCCAAAGCGCCCUUUUUUAUAUCGCCGGGAAUCGUCGGAUCGCGAUGGAACUCCUCUCCGGAGUCAGGACGUCGGAGAGCGCCCGCGUGCUGCUGCUCUGGGUGCUGGGUCUUUUGUUCCGGCCCAUGGUUUUGGCAGAGCAGGAAGGGGAAAACUUAUCCGGCUUGUCCACUAACCCGGACAAAGGCAUUUUCGCAGUCCGGGAGAACGGCACGACUUGCCUCAUGGUCGAGUUUGCCGUUAGACUCACCGUGCCAUUCGACGUGCUCGCGCUCAACGGGAUAGACCUGAUCACGGAGCAGGCUUACCUGCCCCUCCCCCGGGGCGCUGAGAUCGAGGGAAAGUGUGCAUCCACGGAGUCCGAGAUCCACAUCUCGUGGAAGAACAACGCCUACACGCUCCACAUCUACUUUUCUAAGGAGUUUCGUGACAAGGAGGUCGAGGUGUGGAAGGUCAGCAAAGUGCAGUUCUUCUACGACACCGCGGAGACGACACACUUCAUCAACGCAUACAACCCGGGGAAGCACACGGCCUCCACGCAUCGCCUGUCCGCUCUGGUGACCCCCGCCGGCCAGUCGUACGUGUGCGCGGCCCAGCAGACCCUCACGCUCAUCUCCACCGACCACCAGAAGGGCGUCACGCUGUCCAUGUACGACAUCCAGAUCCAGCCCUUCGACAUCACCUCCGACUUCAUCUUCAGCGAACCCUACAAGUGCAUCACGGACCAGAGGGAGCGUCUGGAGGAGGCCCUGCCGCUCGUGCUUGGUUUCAUCCUGGGCCUCAUCAUUGUCAUCACGCUCACCGUGUACCACUUCCACCUCAAACUGACCGCGCAGCAGCCCCAGCUCCCCCGGGACCGCUCCAUGUACAAGAACAUGUAAAUUAAUGUAUAGGCUACCCCAUCCGCAGUC